This is a messenger RNA of Heteronotia binoei (common prickly gecko), 1050 nucleotides long. RefSeq names its product low density lipoprotein receptor class A domain containing 2 (gene LDLRAD2). The record is from RefSeq and is a predicted model, not a curated record. Lineage: Eukaryota; Metazoa; Chordata; Lepidosauria; Squamata; Gekkonidae. Gene Ontology annotation, molecular function: protein binding.
AUGAAGGGAGGUUUGCAGAUCCAGGUGAAAUGCUUGCUUCUUUUGAAUGCUGUGACCAUCACGGCCUCGGCCAUGCAGACAGUGAGCUUGGUCGACGUCUGUGGCCAGAGCCUCCAGGGGGACGGGAUGGUGUUGACUUCCCACCGAGCUUCCCGCCAGUACUAUGUGGUCCCUGGCACCGACUGCCAGGUUACUCUGCAGGCCGCCUCCCCCCAAGACAAGGUGCUCUUCCACUUCCGCUUCUUCCUGGUGUACAGCUUGUUGCCUCCCCCAAGGGAGCAGGAAACCCAGGACCCCUGUGCCACGUGCUCCUAUGUGCAGCUGUAUGAUGGCCGGGAACCGCUCCGCCGACCGCUGGGAGCCCCGCUAUGUGGGAAGAGCAUCCCCAGGCCCGUCCUCUCCACUGGCAACUUCUUGCCGUUGCGGCUUGUGACCCGUGGCCAGCAACCCCGGGUGGACUUUGUGGGCGGCUUCACCUCCCUCCGAAUCGGUAAUGAAAAAGCGUAUUUCCCCUGUCGCAACGGCAGAUGCAUCCGCAGCUUGGUGUGUGACAGCAGCAAUAUUGAUAACUGUGGGGACGGCUCAGACCAAGCUGUCCAGCCCCCGGCCCAGUGCAAAGCCCCCCUGCCGGCCAAGGCCUCUGUUGCGGUUAGUGCUCUGCCAAGGCAGGUGACCUGCGUGGGACCCCAGAAGAGCCCUCGGCCCUCCUCAGAUGCUGCCAGCUACGGCAAAGCAGGUACCUGUCUCCUGGGCCUGGCGGGAGAGCGAGCGGUGGGGGAGGGGACCACUGCACUCACUGGCGUGCGCCCCGUGUCUCCCCCUGCAGACAAGCUCCAGCCCCUCUUUGCCUCACUGGCUGCUGCUGUGGGGGCGGCCCUCCUGUACUGGUGCUGCUGGAACCCGGGCUUCUUCCUUUGGAGAGUUGGGGCAUGCAGGUUCCUGCCCUCCUGCAAUGCCGCUUGUGCUGCCUGCCAUCUUUGCACCCAGAGCUGUGCCCACCGGAAGCCCACCAAAGUGACCCCGGAUGCCAGUGCUGACUUGCCCGUGUGA